Penicillium waksmanii is the source of this 1182-nucleotide messenger RNA. RefSeq lists its product as uncharacterized. Lineage: Eukaryota; Fungi; Ascomycota; Eurotiomycetes; Eurotiales; Aspergillaceae. The record is from RefSeq and is a predicted model, not a curated record. The annotation marks the transcript as partial. The transcript is spliced from 4 exons.
AUGGCUUCAUCCUGCCCUGAUCCGUUCAUCGAUGAAUCUCGUUUUCCAAGUACCGGGGGUUGUGAGUUUAUUGUCCCUAACCGAAAAAAGUGUCGCAUCUCUAUGCAAUGCGUCUAUUACGACUCUGUUCUGAUGAAGUGGCAGCUGUGUCUAGUCGAUGGUGCGAAGAUCUCGGGGGCGUUUCCUGCUGUCUUCCAUGUCCCAUUGGAUAUUGGCGGUGGAAAGAUGGCUUGCCAACGAUGUACGGCUUCCUCUGUGGCCGAGUAUACCGGUUUUUAUCGCGCUGGUCUGGCUAUUGGCCACUUAUGCUAUAUUCCCCGCGAACCUGACGGGUCGCCACUAUCUCAAUAUCGCUCCUGUGAUCGGGUUGAUGUGCAUAUCGGUAUCGGACUAUCCUCCUAUUUCAUGACCUCCCGUGGAUUGAUCGCAUUCAUUGUACCCUCAAGAGGCCAGCCCAAGGAAUGCUAUAAUCAAAUCACCCCAAAUGACAUGCGAAAUGAUGCGAUUUCUGCUCUCACAGGACUCGUGUUAUUUUGGGGAGCAUGGGUGGUAAUAACAAGCACCUUUUUUCGAUCCAUCGCCUUACACCUCUCUGUAUGCUGGGAGAUCAAACCCGGCCAAAUGUACAAAUGCGCUUCCCUUACACUAAUCUUUGUUGGAUCAUCCGCCCUCGUCGCCAUUCUUCUAUCAGUCUCAGGUGUGGAAUACACAUUUGGCCGAAUAUCAUAUCUCACCCCUGGGAUUGACCGAGCAACAUUUUGGGGUCCUCUUCUGGCAAUAUCCGCUGCAUCUCUCUUGCUACAAUUCAUCACCGUCGCAUACUGCGCUAUACUCACUCUCAGACCAUGGUUUAACUAUCAGAGAUUACGCUGGUCAGGAUAUACGCCAUCCCGGGACGAAGAAAGAGUGCUUGGUGCCCAGCGAACAGCAUCACGCGUGCGUAAGAUAGUACAGCUACAAUGGAGAAACAGUCUCAUCACGGUGGUUAUACUUGUUUACGUUUGCUUCUUGGCCGGUGUGCUCAUGAAACUACGGCCAUUUCACGAUUAUCCGAAAGCAGACAGAGUAGCCUGGUUUGAGUGUUUGAGAUCAUCGAAUGGAACCAGAGACUCAUGUCUUUCACUUGCCGCUCCGCUAGGACCCGAUGAGCCGGCGGUGAUAGCCGUUCUAUCAAUGCUUGUC